GAACCGGUUCAACUGUCAAUAAACAAGGCCUAUACAAUAGCUUUAUAAAUUGAGUGAAAACAACAAAUACAUAAAAUUUAUGGAAGAAGACACAACGUCAGAGAAUAAAAAUAAACAUGUCGACGAAAAAAGCAAACUCCAGUGAAAAAGUUUCAUUAAAAAUGAAUUCGAAAUCAAUUAAAGCCAAAACACAAGAAUUUCUAUCAUUCAGGAAAAAGCUGCAGCCAUUGAACGAUAUAUUAAAGGAGUUUGAAACAUGUAUUCAAAGCGGUGCUGCCAUCACUCCAUUUUUGCUUGCAGUUGAGAAAAUUUUCACAGAAUUGCUCAAAACACGUGAAAUGGUUACCACUUUAAAACCAUCAAAAAUCAAAGAUGGAUAUUCUGAAAUACAGCAUCGUGAAGCACUUCAGAAGCACUAUGAAACGGUUUGGAAACAUAUACUGAAUGGAAUGCAGAAUCCGGAUGAAGCUGAAAGUACGCAAGCGUUAGUGACAGCAGUACAUUUAUUGUCGACAGAGGCGAAAUACCCAAAAAAUCCUGAAUCGAAAUCGAUGUUGUCGCUAAGCAAGCUCAGAAAUAUUACACAACAAAUGCUUUCGUCUGAAAAACUAAAUAAUCAUCUUUUCGCAAGAUUCAAAGAAUACGGUUCAUAUUUGGACAUUGUUUAUAAUUUGUGGAAAAUACUGCCAGACAUAACGAUCAAGGAGAAGUCUCCAAGUGACAUUUAUGUGCAAAACUAUUUGGACUUGAUAAAUGCCAUUCCCAUCAGUGCUGAAGUUCAAGAAAAUAAGCAACUCUUGUGCUGCAGUGAAGAGUCUUUCGAAUUCGACUAUCCAGUUGUUCGAAAAAAUUUGAAUAAAGUAUGGGCUUGCAUUCUUCAGUGGACAAAUGACCUGUCGGAAACUACACAUAAACAAUUGCUCGUUGUGUUACUUGAGAAAAUAUUGUGUCACUUGGACAAGCCAAUUCUAUUGACUGAUUUUCUAAUGGAUUCAUUGGAUGUCGGCGGCCCAGUAAGUUUGCUGGCUUUGCAAGGUGUAUUCACACUAAUUCAACAACAUAAUUUGACGUAUCCAAAAUUGUACGAAAAACUGUACUCAAUGUUUGAGCCCGAAAUUUUCCACACAAAAUACAAAGCCCGUUUGUUUUACUUGGCUGAUAUUUUCCUCAGUUCUAGUCAUUUGCCGGAGAACUUAGUUGCAGCAUUCGCAAAACGCCUGGCACGAUUGGCCUUAGUUGCUCCACCACAAGAUGUUAUCACAAUCAUUUACUUUAUUGGAAAUUUGAUUUUGCGUCAUCCAGGUUUAAAGCGAAUGAUAAGCCAUCCUAUUCGUGAUAAAAUUCCAAGCGAUCCCUAUAUAAUGGACGAACGCGAUCCGGUGCAAUCAAAUGCAAUAGAGAGUUCACUCUGGGAAAUUGCAUCAUUGCAACAAGAUGCUAUACCGUCAAUUGCUCAAGCUGCUAAACUCAUUUCGAAUCCACUACCAAAGUGUGAAUGGAAACUAAGUAAUCAUCUUGAAGUCGAUGAGAAUGAUCUAUUCGAUCAAGAAAUCUUGAAACGAUCCAAAGAAUACGCGCUCAACUUUGAGAGACCCCAAUCGGCAUUAGUACCAAAUGCAACAGAUGCAUUUUCGAAAUGCUGGAAACUAUUUUGAAGUGAUAAUCAAUACUUAAUCUCUAAUUCGUAAUAACUGCGCUAAAUGUCAAAAUUUAAUUGGUAUUCAGCACAGCACGAGUUAUAAUACGAUAAAAUAAUUUCCUAAAAUAAUAAAAACAUCAUUGACACAUUGCAAUGAUUGCAAUGAAAGCCCAUUCUGUAUUUUGUAUAAAAAAAGCAUAAUAAAAAUCAUAGCUGCACCAUGUA
Sitodiplosis mosellana (orange wheat blossom midge) is the source of this 1864-nucleotide messenger RNA. Its product is annotated as nucleolar complex protein 4 homolog A. NCBI's taxonomy places the organism in Eukaryota, Metazoa, Arthropoda, Insecta, Diptera, Cecidomyiidae. Bases 117 to 1655 code for a protein of 512 amino acids. The transcript is spliced from 5 exons. Gene Ontology annotation, biological process: ribosome biogenesis. Gene Ontology annotation, cellular component: small-subunit processome; nucleolus; Noc4p-Nop14p complex. The record is from RefSeq and is a predicted model, not a curated record.